This is a messenger RNA of Fusarium graminearum PH-1, 1326 nucleotides long. RefSeq lists its product as uncharacterized. The record is from RefSeq and is a predicted model, not a curated record. The transcript has a single exon. Bases 1 to 1326 code for a protein of 441 amino acids. NCBI's taxonomy places the organism in Eukaryota, Fungi, Ascomycota, Sordariomycetes, Hypocreales, Nectriaceae.
AUGUCACAAGUGCCCUCUGACGAAACACCUGAGUGGCGAGGUAUCCUUGCCAAGCAUGGCAUUGUCCCUAUUCCUGACAUCGAGCCCAUUUAUCAGGUAUGGUCUGUUGUGCCUGAGUUCACCCUCAAAACGUGCAGAAACUGGGCAGGUUACGCGGCAAUAGAUGGUAUGGAAGUCGUGAGCCCUGUUUUGGCAGACACGUCAACGGACUGGGAGAACGUCGUGGAUGUGUUGGGCAUUCUGCGAAACAACUUGAGGAUACUCGUACCUAAUACCUGCGGUUUCCACAUUCACGUUGCCAAGGGCGUCGAGAAGCUAUCAUUGCACCUGCUACGUAAACUCGUUGUUCUCGUGGCUUGUGCAGAAAACAUGAUCUUCAGCCUCUGUCACCCUAUCAGGAGGGAGGAGUGGUGGUCGAUGCCUAUCAUUUGGGAGGGUUCGCCCUUAUACGACGGAUAUAAAGAGGCGUGGACGCGUAAGGGUGUCACGGCUGACUUUUGGCAGCAUAUACCCAUUCGUACGACUUCAAACCCUCGCCUUUUUGGCGCUUUGAAGAAGGUAUGGAUGGUCAAGAGUGGAGCAAGUCUUCAAAGACUCUUGAAACCUUCCAUAGGUAAGUGCUGCAUCGGUUUAGCCAAGUGUAACUUCUAUUCUUCCAUUGGCACAGAGUAUGAUGGAACCGUCGAGUUCCGUUUCCUCGAAGGUACACUGGAUCCGGAACUGAUUGUACGCUGGGGUCAGCUCAUGGUAGCUCUUUUUAGAUUCGCCGACAAGGCUCCUCACGAGGCCUGGUUCCCGUUUAUAGCUACUGUAUUACAGUGCCAAUCACCAGGCCCUUGCGACAUCAAUGUUCUGAGAGUGUUUCUUACUCUUCUGGGCCUGAGCGAUGAUUUCGACUUUUGGGCUGACAGAGUCGCAGCAAUGUCAAAGCUGGAUCCGCAAGAAUACCGAAAAGAUCGACCCGAUGAGAAUCAGGGAUUCCUCUCUCGAAUCAGCGACUCGCAAAUGACUGCCCUUCGUGACAAUCUAUGCCAGAGGGAAAGAAUCCUUCCAUGCCUAGCUGCCAAAAAGGGGGUCGCCCAAGAACCUGAAUCACCACUUGAUCCUGCAGACCGCGCAGAAUCGAUACUGAGGGAAGCUGGAUUUGCAGGUAAGUCACUCAGUAAAGCAGUCAAGGCUGAAAGGGGGAGAGUGCAGACGAUUCGGGCUAGGCCUACCAAGAAGCCUGAAGAAGCGGCUCGCGAGGAUGACACAGAUGAACCCAGCCUUCAUCUGUUGCGCGUUCUUGAAAUCAGCCGCUCCGAAGCAGAUAGAAACCUGGGGUAG